This is a messenger RNA of Pecten maximus, 8924 nucleotides long. RefSeq names its product putative ankyrin repeat protein RF_0381. NCBI's taxonomy places the organism in Eukaryota, Metazoa, Mollusca, Bivalvia, Pectinida, Pectinidae. Gene Ontology annotation, molecular function: protein binding. Bases 146 to 1378 code for a protein of 410 amino acids. Gene Ontology annotation, biological process: intracellular signal transduction. The transcript has 3 exons. Gene Ontology annotation, cellular component: cytoplasm; nucleus. The record is from RefSeq and is a predicted model, not a curated record.
CUGCAUGUCAACUAUAACUCGGCCAGACCUGAUGUAAAUGAUCGUCUGCAAUAGAGACACUACAGCCUUUUCCUGACCGUUCAAAAUACCUAGACAUCUGGCUGAAACAAACAACACAAUGGCUGCCUUUGUGACGUGAGAGAGCAUGGCAUCAAGUGAUGGAGUUGAGACCGGCUUUGAGCCACUGGACUGUCCAGAUUUUGUGCCCGAAGAAACUAAUAACCUCACACCACUGAGUCUGGCUUGUAAGCAGGGCAAUGUAGAAAUGGUGAAAAUGUUAGUGCAGGAGGGGUCUGAUAUAGGUGCUCCAGGAAAUGAUGGUAAGACUGCACUGCAUUACACUUGUGAAGGAGGUGACAGAAUAAUAGAUGGAAAUGACGAUGAAAAGACGGACGAUUUUCUAGAAAUUCUACAAUUUUUGCUUGACAGUGGUGCUAAUGUAGACUGGAAAGACAACAUGGGCCGGACACCUUUGUUCACAGCUUGCGAGGCAGAUGAUUUAGCAAUGGUAUCAUUAUUGGUACGACACAACUGUGAUGUUAACAUUCAGACCGUUGAUGGUGACUGUCCAAUCAGAGUUACAUGUCGUAAUGCUAAAUUCUGGACGCAUCGACCAGGCUCCAGCAAUCUUGGCCAAAGCCAUCCAAGUUAUUUCCCUCCGAUACAGAUCACAAAGGUAUUGCUGCAGGCCAAUGCUGAUAUUUCCAAAGCAACACUGUUGCCAACAGCUGUGCAAUACAAAGAUGCUGAGCUGAUACGAGAACUCUUAGAACUAGGCAUGGACAUCAACAUGCUGGAUGAUAAUCAAUGUACACCUCUUGGGGCUGCUUGCUCCUCUGUCAAUGUGCCCUGCAACAUUGUCAAGCUUCUUCUUGAGCACGGUGCUGAUGUCAACAAAGGAGGCGGGUGGAGGAAGCAAAAACCACUCAUCUUUGCCUAUGUUCACAAUUCUGUUGAAAAGAUACGGUUGCUUCUGUCGUACGGGGCCUCCCUCACACCAGAUGAAAUGACGGAACUGGUGUCGUUAAGUUUUUCCAAAUCCAUUCUUGAAAACCCGGAAGUGAUUGGUCCAUACAGCAAAGAGUUGAUGUCCUGGCGUCUUCUAUUGGCUGCUGGGUUUCAGCCUUCGAGUCAGAGUGCACAGCUGACAUACAAGAUGCAGCAGCUCAAUAUCUGCAGUAGUUACGAUAAGAUAUCGCCAUGGAUACAAAGUAUGCUUUAUCCAUUGUAUUCCUUGAAGGAGAUCUGCCGGAUCUCCAUCAGAAAUAACAUACCUGCCAGUAUUGAUGAUAAUAUCAGGGAAAUGACACUACCUAAAUCAUUGAAAGACUUCCUUUUAUUUACCGAAUUUGCAAACACAGAGACGCAGAUGAAGUAGCUUUAAAGGUGAAAGAUGUAAUUGAAGACAUGCAUAUUACUGCUGGAAUGUUAUAAUUUUAUAUAUGGCCAUUUUUUCUUUUUUGCAUCGAGAAAAUACACCCCAGCUCCUCAGAUGCUAUAUAUUGUCAUUAUGAAGGUAAUGUGGACAACAGCUAAAUAUGACAUCUUGUUAUGGUUACUUAAUGUAAUGAUCAGCAUUUGUUGCGUGUACCGGAUCACAAUGAAACAGUCACCUAAUCGAAGUGCUGACCACACUGGAAGCUAGUUAUUGGGUUAUACAGCUUAAAUGCCCAUAAACACCGACCUUCACAUAUAUGUUUCACAAAGACUGCUUUUGUAGUGACAGUAGAUAAUGUCUGAACACUGAUAGAUACCGGUGAUUAUAUUUUCAUUUCACAGAUUAUUUUUGAUUUUCUCAAGUCUAUUUGAUCAAGUUAUGAAGUUUUGUUUUGUAUGUUUUUAAUAUUUUUUGGAAUAGCUUCCUGAAAAUCAUAGUCAUUUAAAUGAUUGAUGGGAAACUAUUAACACUGAUAGUUUUUGUGUUCUAUUAUUUUCCCAAAGUGAUGAAAACAUUUUUCCAAUUUAUGCAGUCACAGUUUCCUGGAAAAUAAGAUUGAAAAUAACACUGUAUAAAUUAUAAAAACUAUAAUAUAUAUAUGUGAUAUCAGAUUCGAUCUGUAAGGUGUUUUUGGAAAGAAGGCCAAGACUGCACAUGUGGCAUCAACUAAAUUACAUGACAUGAUCGUCAUGUGAUGUAGGAGGUAUCCACAGUAUUAGUGCUACAAUCCGUUUAUCUAGGCACUGAUUUCAUCCACGUUCCUUAAAUUAUUCCAUAGGAAAGCGUUUAAUGGAUUUAAGGAAAUCUUUUGCAUGUAGUUAAGAAACAUUCCUUAAAUACGGUACGGUACGGUAACCCUUUUCUAUGGAAAUGUUGAAAUUAAGGAAUAUUGAUGAAAUUGGGGCCCGAUCACCCUAAAUGGUGUUGAACUAAUUGGAGAUCAUCAUCACUAUGCAACUUUUAUAUGAAUAUUGAAAAAAUCUUAGAAAUGUGUUCAACUCAUGCGAUCAUACAGUUUAUAUACCUGCAUACUUCCAGAACACUCUAGCUCACCGAGUCCUAAGAACCAAUGAGCUUAUAUGCCAUGGCAUAGCAUCUGUCCUCUCUGUCAACAUUACAUUAGUACUAGUACUAGUCAUAAACCUGAACCACUGAGCAGAUUUCAACCAAAUUUGAUAUGGGGUAUCCUUUCAAAUUGGUGAAGGAGAACCAGUUUUGUAUAAAAAUUGGGUCAGCCCCGCCUCCCCAAGGGGCAGGUUCAAACAUUGGAAAUGUGCAUCGAAUCCUGUCAAAAUUUGGUCUAAAUCAUCCUUGGGUGAGGGGGAAUCAAUUUUGCAUUAAAGGUGGGCCUGGCCCCCCAGGGGCCUCUAGUGGGGGGUGGGACAAGUAGGGGAAAUAUAGCAAAUCCUUCUUCUGUUGAAAGGUAGAGUUUCUUCAUAUUUACAGCCAUAUCCAGGUGAGCGAUAAAGGCACUGUGGGCAUCUUGUUUUUUUCAUAUCAUCUGAAGGAAAAAACUUUUUUCACUUAUAUUCAAAAGCUACAAGCUUUAUUUGCAAUAUUGAUUAUAAAUCAAAUGAUUUUAGUUUGUUAUUCUAAGAAUAAUUUGCAGAUUUAUGAUAAUAUACCUAGUAUAGUGUAUUUAACUGAAUGUGUUGUAUUUGUGUGUAAAUGUCUUUCCAAAAGAUGGUGAUUUAUGUUAUAAUAGUGUUGUGUGCCGUACACAAUAGAGUGAAUUGUAAUCAGUUUAUGCAACGUAUAAUUUGAAAGAACACCUGUGAAGUUUCUUUCCUUUUAUCAUUUAUGUUUUGCAUUGUUUUGUGAUACAUCAAAUCUGCCUGUGUCAAUAAGGCCAAGUUGAAGUAAUUGACAUUCGUUAGGAUUAGGAGCUUAUAUCAGGAUUUCACAUAUGAUAAGAUUUAUUAUUAUGUUGCUAUCUAGAUUCUUGUUGAAACUUUACAUACAGAUGUUAUUAUUUGUACUGUAGUUAGGUCAUUGCAACUUUCAACUGAAGGUCACUGUUACUAUGAAUAUAUCUAUUACAAAAGAUUUUGAUUAUUUAUUAUUUGUCAUAAGUGAUUUUUUGUGAUCAUUCUUUGUCAUGAAAUUGAAGCUAAGUUAAGUCUACAAGUCAAUGAUCACAGUAAAAUUAUGAAUCUAUCUACUGGUAAAUAUUGCUUGAAUUAAAAAAGGGCUCAUGCCCAUGUCUAUGAUUCAAGGUUAUGGAUAAAAUACAUAUAAAAUGUAGGUCAUGUCAACUGCAAGGUUAAUAUUAUUUUGCAAUGAACAGUAAAUGUGACAAGGGAAGACAAUCUCUAGUUUACAUUGUACAUGUUAUAUAUUAGUGUUAUAUGGCCCUUGUUUUCAAAUUUAUGUUUUUUCAUACAUUCACCGAAUCUGCUGCAUUAAAGAUAUUCACAAAUUUAGUGUUGUGCUUGUAAGUCAAGCCUCAUUCCCCAUUUAAACAGAGUUAUGGCCCUUUAUGUAUAACUUUUUUUUUUUUUUUUUUUUUUUAAUGAAUUGCGAUCAUUGUUGAAGGUUUUUUUUUUUUUUUUUUUUUAAUGAAUUGCGAUCAUUGUUGAAGGGAGGUAAUAUGAUGAACCCACCAAAGAUGUUUUUACACAGGGAUGAGUUGAGUAUUAUUUAUUUAUUUCCCAGGUGAAUUAAUUAAGAGUUCAGUAUGAAUAUAACUAAUGUUUUGAAGUCAUGUGCAAAAUUGAGUUUUUUAUUGUGAGACUUCAAUAUUCAAUAUUUUCAUAAUUACCUCUCAUUUAUCAGUUAUUGAGUGAAUUUUGGAUGGCCAUAUUUUCCCACCCCAUAUUAUAUAUACAUUGUAUACAUAUAAUUACAGUGUACUUUUUUUAUGCCUAAGACAGAGAAAAAACAAAAUAUGUUUUUGCAAUGAAAUUGCAAUUUUGAGAAAUGAACCAACUUCAGUUGGAAUGUGCAAAUUGCCAAUAAUUCUGCAUGUGCCAUAAAGAUUUAUGACUAUAUUGAGUACUAGAACGUUUACUUUCUAACACUGACUGUGAUCUUGUCUUGGUAAAUGUUGCCUAUGUGCAGAUCAUGGGAAUGUUUAUAGCUGUGUUUUGUACACGGAGAAUUAUCAGUAUAAUGUAAUAAUUUUAGCACAUUCAAAUUUUGUCAUGAUUUAGCUCAAUACUUCCGAAAGCUAUAAGCACUCAAAUAAGAUUACUGCUAAAAUUAAAAUAUGUACAAGCUUGUACUAUUACUCUGUGUAUGCCAUGAUCUUUCCAUCAUGUUUUGCAAUUACAUGUAUAUAAAUUGUGUAUGGUUUUUGUGAUACUUGUACAUGUAGUCCAGUCUAUUCAGAACAGCUGUCAUGGUUCUCAUAGUUCCUAAUGCAGCAUUGAUACUGAGUUUAGUACGUCUAUGUCAAUUUUUUCACCGAUGUGAAAGAGUGUGUGGCUCAACUCUGAUUGAUACACAGGUGUGAAAGAGUGUCUGACUCAACUCUGAUUGAUACACCGGUGUGAGAGAGUGUGUGGCUUGACUCUUGAUUGAUACAUCAGUGUGAAAGAGUGUGUGGCUGCAUUCCGAUUGAUACACCGGUGUGAAAGAGUGUGUGGCUCCACUCUGAUUGAUACACCGGUGUGAAAGAGUGUGUGGCUCAACUCUGAUUGAUACACCGGUGUGAAAGAGUGUGUGGCUCAACUCCGAUUGAUGCACCGGUGUGAAAGAGUGUGUGGCUCAACUCUGAUUGAUACACCGGUCUGAAAGAGUGUGUGGCUCAACUCCGAUUGAUACACAGGUGUGAAAGAGUGUGUGACUCAACUCUGAUUGAUACACCGGUGUGAAAGAGUGUGUGGCUCAACUCCGAUUGAUGCACCGGUGUGAAAGAGUGUGUGGCUCAACUCUGAUUGAUACACCGGUCUGAAAGAGUGUGUGGCUUGACUCUGAUUGAUACAACGGUGUGAAAGAGUGUGUGGCUCAACUCUGAUUGAUACACCGGAGUGAAAGAGUGUGUGGCUCCACUCUGAUUGAUACAACAGUGUGAAAGAGUGUGUGGCUGCACUCCGAUUGAUACACCGGUGUGAAAGAGUGUGUGGCUCAACUCUGAUUGAUACACCGGUGUGAAAGAGUGUGUGGCUCAACUCUGAUUGAUACACAGGUGUAUAUUACAGAUUUGGGCUUGGUGACUAGCUUAGUUACUUAGAAUAUCUGUUUUGAGGUCUUUACCAAGUGUUUGCCAAUUCCAUUGGUUUGUAAUCCCUCUAUGCAACAUCCUGACUGAACAUUAGGUUUUAGGUCCAUUACUACAAUGCUAAGACUUCAGGGUGUCAUGAUGGUUCUAUCUGUAGAGAAGUGCAGAUCUGAGGUAAGUGUUUGAUCCCUACCUGGAGGAGUUUGAUUUCUUUGGAAGCUGAGAUCACAGAGCAAUGUCCUGUGUUUCUAUGUUUGUUCAUUGGCAGACAUUUUCCCCUGGUAUCUUUCAUAACAUGCAGUGAGUGUCUCGUAUUUUCAGUGAGGAAGCCACAAUCUACAAGCAGAUACUAACUCCUGGUGUGUCACUGUGUCGGAAACAGUCAAGCCACACACUCUUUGUGUUCGGAUCAGUCAAGCCACACACUCUCUUUUGUCUGUAACAGUCGAGUCACACACUCGUUGUGUCUGGAACAGUCGAGCUAUACACUCUGUGUGUCAGAAACAGUCGAGCCAAACACUCCUUGUGUCUGGAACAGUCGAGCCACACAAUCUUUGUGUCUAUAACAGUCGAGCCACACAAUCUUUGUGUCUAUAACAGUCGAGCCACACAAUCUUUGUGUCUAUAACAGUCGAGCCACACACUGUUUGUGUCUAUAACAGUGGAGCCACACACUCUUUGUGUCUAUAACAGUUGAACCACACACUCUUUGUGUCUAUAACAGUCGAGCCACACACUCUGUGUCUAUAACAGUUGAGCCACACACUCUUUGUGUCUAUAACAGUUGAGCCACACACUCUUUGUGUCUAUAACAGUCGAGCCACACACUCUGUGUCUAUAACAGUUGAGCCACACAAUCUUUGUGUCUAUAACAGUCGAGCCACACACUCUUUGUGUCUGGAACAGUCGAGCCACACACUCUUUGUGUCUAUAACAGUCGAGCCACACAAUCUUUGUGUCUAUAACAGUCGAGCCACACAAUCUUUGUGUCUAUAACAGUCGAGCCACACACUGUUUGUGUCUAUAACAGUGGAGCCACACACUCUUUGUGUCUAUAACAGUCGAGCCAUACACUCUUUGUGUCUAUAACAGUCGAACCACACACUCUUUGUGUCUAUAACAGUCGAGCCACACACUGUUUGUGUCUAUAACAGUGGAGCCACACACUCUUUGUGUCUAUAACAGUCGAGCCAUACACUCUUUGUGUCUAUAAUAGUCGAACCACACACUCUUUGUGUCUAUAACAGUCGAGCCACACAAUCUUUGUGUCUAUAACAGUCGAGCCACACACUCUUUGUGUCUGGAACAGUCAAGCUAUACACUCCUUGUGUCUGGAACAGUCGAGCCACACAAUCUUUUGUGUCUAUAACACUCGAGCCACACAAUCUUUGUGUCUAUAACAGUUGAGCCACACAAUCUUUGUGUCUAUAACAGUCGAGCCACACACACUUUGUGUCUGGAACAGUCGAGCCACACACUCCUUGUGUCUGGAACAGUCGAGCCACACAAUCUUUGUGUCUAUAACAGUCGAGCCACACACUCUUUGUGUCUAUAACAGUCGAUCCACACACUCUUUGUGUCUAUAACAGUCGAGCCACACACUCUUUGUGUCUGGAACAGUCGAUCCACACACUCUUUGUGUCUAUAACAGUCGAUCCACACACUCUUUGUGUCUAUAACAGUCUAGCCACACACUCUUUGUGUCUAUAACAGUCGAGCCACACACUCUUUGUGUCUAUAACAGUCGAGCCACACAUACUUUGUGUCUAUAACAGUCGAGCCACACACUCUUUGUGUCUAUAAUAGUCGAGCCAUACACUCUUUGUGUCUGGAACAGUCGAGCCACACACUCUUUGUGUCUAUAACAGUCGAGCCACACAAUCUUUGUGUCUAUAACAGUCGAGCCACACAAUCUUUGUGUCUGGAACAGUCGAGCCACACACUUUUUGUGUCUAUAACAGUCGAUCCACACACUCUCUGUGUCUAUAACAGUCGAGCCACACACUUUGUGUCUAUAACAGUCGAGCCACACACUCUUUGUGUCUGGAAAAGUUGAGCCACACACUCUCUGUGUCUAUAACAGUCGAGCCACACACUUUUUGUGUCUAUAACAGUCGAGCCACACAAUCUUUGUGUCUGGAACAGUCGAGCCACACACUUUGUGUCUAUAACAGUCGAGCCACACACUCUUUGUGUCUGGAACAGUUGAGCCACACACUCUUUGUGUCUAUAACAGUCGAGCCACACACUCUUUGUGUCUAUAACAGUCGAGCCACACACUCUUUGUGUCUAUAACAGUUGAGCCACACAAUCUUUGUGUCUAUAACAGUCGAGCCACACACUCUCUGUGUCUAUAACAGUCGAGCCACACACUCUCUGUGUCUAUAACAGUCGAGCCACACACUCUUUGUGUCUAUAACAGUCGAGCCACACACUCUCUGUGUCUAUAACAGUCGAGCCACACACUCUUUGUGUCUAUAACAGUCGAGCCACACACUCUUUGUGUCUAUAACAGUCGAGCCACACACUCUUUGUGUCUAUAACAGUCGAGCCACACACUCUUUGUGUCUAUAACAGUCGAGCCACACACUCUUUGUGUCUAUAACAGUCGAGUCACACAAUCUUUGUGUCUAUAACAGUCGAGCCACACACUCUUUGUGUCUAUAACAGUCGAGCCACACACUCUUUGUGUCUAUAACAGUCGAGUCACACAAUCUUUGUGUCUAUAACAGUCGAGCCACACACUCUUUGUGUCUAUAACAGUCGAGCCACACAAUCUUUGUGUCUAUAACAGUCGAGCCACACACUCUUUGUGUCUAUAACAGUCGAGUCAAACACACUUUGUGUCUAUAACAGUCGAGCCACACACACUUUGUGUCUAUAACAGUCGAGCCACACACACUUUGUGUCUAUAACAGUCGAGCCACACACUCUUUGUGUCUGGAACAGUCGAGCCACACACUCUUUGUGUCUGGAACAGUCGAGCCACACAAUCUUUGUGUCUAUAACAGUCGAGCCACACACUGUUUGUGUCUAUAACAAUCGAGCCACACACUCUUUGUGUCUAUAACAGUCGAGCCACACAAUCUUUGUGUCUAUAAUAGUCGAGCCACACACACUCUGUGUCUAUAACAGUCGAGCCACACACACUUUCUUUGUGUCAUCUUUUGUGUUUGGUUACUGCCUAUUUGAUUCUACCCUAUAUAAAAAUUGUACCUGUCUUAUAAAAAAAAUCUGAUAUUACCUCAAUGAAUACAAAGAUUACAUUUAGAUUUUUUUUUAAAUGUUAAUUUGAAUUAUUGAAUAAAAUUCUACAAAAUUUAA